AAAUAUGGCGGACAGGUUAGGUGAAAACGGACCCACUGAUUCAGAAGGAAAAGGAGAUGAACGAAGGCCGGUAUCCGGAAGAUCAAAAGGCUCAGCUGAUUCCAAAAAGUCUAUUCAAGAUGCAGUCAGUAAAUUGACCGUUAACGCACUAAAAGAGUUUCGUUUGAGCGAUCCAAGUGAUGUAGACACCGUUGUUACCGGUGCAGAGAGUGAAGGUCUUGUCCCUACCGCAACUUUGACACAGGAUAUUCCAACGUUUGACCCUCGCGGAGCGCUUGGAGCGCAGACAUUGCUUUCUGAGGAUAUCACUGGCAGUGGUGAGGAAGCUAGAGAUGACGAGAUUGAGGGUGAUAUCGGUGAAGAUGGUGAUGAAGGUCUUAGUGAUGAAGAAGAAUCAGGUUCAGAUGGGGAGAGUGAUAUGGUGGUUCUUGAUCCUGACCAUCCUCUUAUGGUCAGAUUCCAAGCUGCAUACAAAUCACAUUUAAUCAGACAGCAGGAAAAAGUUAAUUUGGAGCUAAGAGAACUAACUGAAGAUCUCAAAACAAAGAAGAGAGAGAGAGAAGAACUUGGUGUACAGUUAUAUGGCGUACAACAGGAACUUGCCAGGCAGCAAAUGCUCUUGGAGAAGGAACAUGACAAUUUCAGCUCAGAAAAUCAUCUCAGGCAGCAAAGUGAAAAGCUUCUUGAGGAAACUAAAGAGCUUCAUGACAAGACGGUGAAAGAUGCCAUCCAUCAGCGCAAACAAGCUAAGGAGCUUAGAACAGAAGUUGAAAAUCUGGCAGCUCGCUUGCAUUACAUGGAAGAGGCUAAGGAAGAUGUAAGGGCUGACAUUGCUGUCAUGAGAAGAGCAGCUGAGAAAGCAGACACUGAAGUUACCAAAGCAGAAUUAGAGAAGAAAAAACAGGACCUCCUUGUGGACAGAUUAACACAAACAGUAGAUCGGCUGAGGGAGGAAAUUGACAUGUUUGAGACCCAAUGUGCAGCUCAAAUGGAGGAAACUAAAGCAGCUCAAAAAGCUCUCUCAGAGGCUAUUACUGAAAUAGAGGCUCUUCAGCUGGAAAAAAAGCAGCUAACACAGCAGUGGUACAGCAGUUUAAUUGGGAUGAGGAGGCGAGACGAGGCAUAUGCUGCAAUGCAAGAAGCUCUGAGUCUUCAAAGACAGAGAAUCCAGGCAAUUGAAACAGAGAUUGAAGGCUACAGAAAGUCCAUCAGCAAAGCUCAGGAACAGAAUGAACAGAUCACACUCAUGCAUAACAAGAUUGAAGCUGACAUCUCUAUGGUGAAGAAACUGGUUGCAGUGAGCAGGAACAAACAGGAGGUCCUUAAGACUGAAUAUAGUAAAUACUCCAGGACACUCCAUGAAACAGAACAACAACUCAACAGGGCUGAAACUGAAGUGACACUGAAGGAGAACGAAAUCACAGCAUUAAGAAAACAGAUUGAGCGUGAGUUUGGGGAGAAGAUAAAACUAGAAGACAACAUUAUGGAAAAGAUGAGAAGCCAGCUUACAUUGGACAAGGCGGCGCAGUACACUAAGAAGAUGACAGACAAGCUCAGAAGGAGGGCCACAGAACUGGAAAGUUCCGUUGCUGAAGUUGAGAACGAGAUUUCCAGGGAUAUCUUGGACAUUUCUAACACGACCACUCGUGUUCGUCAACUUCAAGAUGUCAUGGACAACCUGAAUGAAGAGAUUCACCAGAAGAAUGGCACCAUUUCUAAGAUCGAAGGAGAAAUUGUGAAGCGAAACGCUAUUAUUGAACGGAAACAGAGCACUAUUGACCAGUUUAACAAAAAGAUUGAUCAGUUGAGAAGCAAAGACGGGGGAGAGGAAAUAGGACCUUUGGAGUUACAGAUCCACACGUUACAAAAGCAGAUCGAAGCCCGCCUCAAUGAAAUUACUGAACUACAGCAGUUUUGGCUGAGAAAUCAAAGUGAAUUGGUGAAGACCUUAAAGGAUGUACAGAAACAAUCUGAAGACAUGGAGUACUUUAAGAAACAGUACACCAUAUUACUGCAAAAGAAACUCAGGAUCGAAGGCGAAAUCAACUCACACAAUAGCGAGAUGCGAGAUAUUGAGCGAAACAUUCGCGGCAUGCAGAAUGACAUGACGAAGCUAAAUACUCUGAUCACCCAGGAAAGUGGUCUGAGAGAGGCCUUACAGCAAGGAACUGUGUUGAUGGAGAGCGACUUUAUUCAGGCGCUUAAGGAAGCCGAAGGGGAAUCCAUCAACAUGCAAAAUCAAAUUGAUGCGCUGAAGGAGGAGAAAGAAAGGCUGCUCAAUAGUUUGGUGGAGGCGGAACGUCAAAUCAUGUUGUGGGAGAAAAAGACGCAACUGGCCCGUGAAGCGAAGAACGCUGUUGACAUGGAGUACGGUCAAGGAGAGAUUAAGUCAAUGAAAGCAGAGAUUCAUAGAAUGCAGGUCAUGAUCGCAUUCUGCGUUAGGGCUGUUUGUACGGACUUUUCACUGAGAAAACUUUCCAUAAAUUUAUUUUACCGAUGUAAUUUUCUUUUUGUUAUCAGUGGAGAUGCUCAGGCAAAGAUGGGUAAGGUUUCAAACACUAAAGGCACUUUCCAAAAGAAACUUGCCGAGAUGAAGAAGAAAAUCAAGCAGACAAACCAAGACGCUAAUGCCUGUGAUACUGAUAUUCAAGUGCUUCGUGAAAAGCAAAUGACCGUGAGUCGUGAUCUGGAAGAGAAACAAACAACAUGUCUACAGCUUCAAACCACUGCCGAUGAACUGGAGGUGCAAAUCGAUACACUGUCGGAAGAGAGACAAAGGAAUCUGGCUGACAUAGUCGCCAAGCAACAGAAGUUAAAGUACUACAACCAGCUAAAGAAUGGACGCUACACUCCGCUAUGCAAAACACCGGAGACGCUAGAGGCUGAACUUCAAAAACAACGAGCUCGUCUCCAGUCCCUUAUGACGAUAGUUGAUCGAUUGAAUCAGGAGUUUCCUCAAGCUCAACCAGCGCUGCGCAAAAUCACCCUGUCUCUAGGCUACAGGGGAAUUCCUGAGGAAGCUGCAGCCUAAUCUCUGCUCACCCCUCCCGUGUAGAAAAUUAUUUAUUCAUUAAUGUAUUGCGAAUAUGAGUAAAUUUUCUUAAAUAAAAAAACGACUUAAAUUUAAUUGUUUAGAUUUCCAUAGUUUUCAGAACCACGUUUCUCGAUAUCUUUUUCUGCUAGUAUUGCUGUAAAUAAAAGAUAUCAGCACAUUAAACUGAGUCGUGAAUAUUGUACCGACAUCAAGAUUUUGGUCUUAA
Pocillopora damicornis (cauliflower coral) is the source of this 3260-nucleotide messenger RNA. Its product is annotated as coiled-coil domain-containing protein 40. The record is from RefSeq and is a predicted model, not a curated record. Gene Ontology annotation, biological process: axoneme assembly. Gene Ontology annotation, cellular component: cytoplasm. NCBI's taxonomy places the organism in Eukaryota, Metazoa, Cnidaria, Anthozoa, Scleractinia, Pocilloporidae.